Molecule: messenger RNA, 4745 nt
Organism: Macroventuria anomochaeta
Lineage: Eukaryota; Fungi; Ascomycota; Dothideomycetes; Pleosporales; Didymellaceae
Exons: 1
Coding region: 187-4524 (1445 amino acids)
Biological process (GO): endoplasmic reticulum unfolded protein response
Cellular component (GO): membrane; nuclear envelope; endoplasmic reticulum tubular network
Molecular function (GO): NAD+ poly-ADP-ribosyltransferase activity; protein serine/threonine kinase activator activity; kinase binding
Source: RefSeq, a predicted model, not a curated record
CAGCUCGCUUCAGCCUGCCCAAGCUGGCAAUCUUCCUUUUCAUACCAACUGACGCAGUACCCUGUGAUGCUUACCAGCGACUUUCUUUCACCAUGAGUGAUCUCUGAAGGACACUGCACAGCGAUGUGUCUUUGAUAAGCGACCUCUACCUAGCAUCGACCACAAGUGACAAUCGAAACAACAACGAUGCAUGCCACCGAUUCUCGAACAAGGAGAAGGGGAAUAUUGAAGCACUCCUUGCUCUUCAACAAGGCCAAACAUAGCGAAGACUGGCAUCAAGCGAUCGAUGCCAUCGCCGGCGUACUACACCCACCGAAUCCGAAGUUCCCCUAUCCUCUAUUGCGGCAGGCUACCGAGGCCUAUCUCAAGAAGAAAGGCAAGAUUACCCAAGCAGAUAAAGACAUCCGUCUGGCCAUACUCAUCGAUGCUCAUGAAGCAAGAGACAUUGCUGUUGCUGCCGCAGCUCAUGCUAUGACAGCAACGAGUCUGAGGGCACUACUCCAUGUAGACCUGAACGUUGCGCAUGGAAGUUACUGGGGCUUGGAGACAUGGCUGCAGUGUCUCAUAGCAGCGAAUUAUGGCAAUUCUGCCUCGGUUACAGGUUUGGAGGCAACAUGGGCACAGUACCUACUGCCCUUCGCAACACAUGGCCCUGGGGCGGCAGGGAAGAUCCUCAUCGGAGUGAGCCGAGCAUUGAGGGAGUGCGCGACCCCAAAUAUGAACGUUGUUCCAGACUUCUUGGCUUUGACAAGUCGAGCCCUGACUGACUACGGAGCACACUUGGAAGGCUUACGACUGAAGAAUAAUUGGAUAGCUGCUUAUGGAGCCUCAUGCUGGAUGGCUGAACUCGGGCGCACAUUACCAGCCUCAACGUCUCCCGGAUUCUUGUUGCCAGAACACAUACUCGACGCUCAGUUCCCAGUAUGGCGGGUAUGGGCAAGUUGGAGGCCGGACUUGAGACUCGUACGGAUUCUGAGCUCGAUCGACAGCAACAGCGCGGCAGUACUGUCGGAUCUGCUCGCUCUGGAAGGCCCUGACUUCAUCAGCAGGGCCAAGUCUACGUUGCGAGACGGACUGAUCGAGCAGUACGGAUCGGACCGAAGCUUCAUCAAGCUUGGAGGGUUACUCAUCGAAGUCCCUAGUCGUACAAAAGACGGCCUGAGGGAGAUAUUGGAGAGCUCCAUCUCGACACUCGAAUCGAUAUGGACUACAGCAGUAUCAGCAGAUCGACUUCAGUUGUUCAAGUUAUUCACAGAGCUCACAAUUGCUCGACCCAUGACCCAGGAAGGCCUGAACCUGGUACAAGCUGUUCUAUUCAUAACAAAAGGUACAAAAGGAGGCCUCGGAUCCGUUCUUCUGAACGCCGUGCUCUGCAUCUAUACCGAGCGCAACAACCUUGGAGGAAGCCACAUCCGGGAACUGCAAGACCUCAUCCAACUAUUCGACCACGAUCACGCGUCCAGCCUUCGUAGGAUCCUUUCGACACCUACCUUAUUGCAAGGUAUAAGUCGAUGCAUUCAGGACAGACAGACAGCCGUUCGCACGCUUAUUGAGCAAGAUCAGCCAUGGACAGAGCUUGCCCUCGAGUUGCACACCUUUUGCUCUGCACUCAAAAGUUCAAAGAGCGUACCCAUCGUGGGGGAGAAGAUGAUUGAACAGAUGUGUUUACUGCUUCCACCAGCAGAGCAUAUAACAAUGGCCAUCGAUAUUUAUACUGCUGCGCGUAAUCGAAACUCCAAAGCACCUAUCGAGUCUACCAACACAGGCGGAUCGAUCGACAAAGGCAAGCAGAAAAGAGAGCCCGGCCAGCGUAUUGCAGCACCUGCAUUUCUUACAGGCCAGACUAAAGGUCUGCAACAUCCGUUAGACGAAGUUGUUGAACAAUAUUUCCUGCACCGCCUCCUUUCACAGCAAGCAGCUAGCUACACCUCGCAGCGUACACUCGACCCGAUAUUGAGAGUAUGGGAAAGCACCUGUGCACCAAAGCUUACUCAGAAGCGACGGUCACUAGUGAUUCUGGUUGCGAAGAUCACAAGCGAUGAUACCAAUCUUCGUAUCAGAUGCCUCAACGGGAUUGCUUCGACUGGCGAGCAACUAGGUCCAGGUCUUUCACUUGAAGAUCUUUUGAUGAUAUUGCAGGAUAUUGACCGAAAUCCCGAGCACAGAAUAGUGAGGCUAAUACGGCUACUGGCAAGUUGUCCCACUGCCCAAGAGAUUCUAUGCUGGCGAGACCUCGCGUAUCACCUACUCGCGCAAGAGACCCAUCUUGAUGUCUUUAAGGACAGGAAUCUGGUGGAUCACUCUUUGAAGACGAUGAAAGCAGCGGAAUGGCUGUCAUUUCUGGCCGACGUACAAUCGGUGUUCGCCUCUGGUCCAGCACUGCCUUCGGAUGAGAAUGCCGUGCCACCCAUACUGCGAGUCGAGUUGCAGAAGUACAGACUGGAGCUUGCACCAUACACUAACACUCUCACACGACUCGAGGAAGUGUUAGGUGACGAGAACGAUGCAGUAAACUAUAUUUUAAGUCGUGGUGGUGCACGAAGCAACAACAUCCUAGCCAUAUUGCAGACUCUGAAAUAUGCAGAGAAAGGACCGGUCGAGUCGUUUCUGCACAAGAUCGUUGGUAUGUUAUCAACCAAAGUCAACAAUGAAUGGGAGGUCUCAGACUGUGUCUCUAUCAUUUUCGACGCGUGUGGGGAGGUUGUAGAGGUCUGCAAGAAGAUCUGGAACGCGAAACAUGGCUUCUUGAUGAUCACGGGUCUCUCGAAUCUCGAUCAACAGUCUGUCCCUGGGAUUAAUGGUCGGAACAAAACAGUCGCAGCCUCGCCAUCAACGCCGAAGACUGCAUAUUCAGUUGUACCUGUCAGAACAUCCGCGCCAAUCGAUCCGACCGCUUCCAAAUACGAUGUUCCCAUUUCGGUUGUAGAGAUUAUGGUAACAGGGUGGCUACUGGAUGAGAAUGCUGCUGAGAACACAAAAAACGCAGUGCGUUCAAUAGCGUGCUUGCUCAACAUUGUGCAAACCGGAUUCAAUAUUUCUAGAGACAAACUCACGGAAGCAGCGACUUUCUGGGGAAAGAUUGAAGACGAAAUCAUUCAAGAAGCCGAUCGCUUAGGAAGCCUACGAAAAACACUCAAAGCGAAAGAUGCUAAGGGCACGACUCUUCUUCUUCAGCAAAUUGGCAUACCUGAUACGACUGAGCUCGAUGAAGAAAUGAUGAAGCUUCCAGCUGGAGUGAUGGAUGUGGUGGAGAGGAUUGGUAAUAACGAGGUCGAGAUCGCCUUCUCCUUGGCUGCCUUCACACAGUUACAACGUGGCGCAAUGGGUAUCCCGGAGUCCGCCAAUAUGCUCAUGCUUCAGCUGUUUCUCGACUACAAUAAGGACUCGCCGCCGUCGUUCUGUUUGCAUUACAACACCGAUGCACAUCUCGAGACUAUGGCACACACAAGGUACAGCUGCUCGACAGAAUCCCAGAACCCCACAAAGCAGAUAUGUACAUCUGCACAGACUGCUCUUACGUGGCAACUGGGCCGCAUUAUCUAUUCCAAACUAUGCAGAGGAAUAACAGGCAUAGCGGACAUCUAUCAGCACAUAACCGCAUGGCUACCUGAUUUACCCCAGCUCUGUGUAUCGUGCAGUGCCACACACAACUUACAAACAGCCCAACUCCGUCGUUCUAUUCCCUGCGACAGCCAUCCCUACUCCUGUGCUCGACUCUGGUACAAUCUGCCCCUCCACGUUCGAAUACCCGAAAUUCGAACCGACACUUUCGCCGUUGACAUAGCCCUUUCUUCCGUCUACGCUGCCGCCAUGACCAACAAGCCCGAACUCCUACCCAGCUGCCCGAUCCGCGGUAACGAACUCAUAAAAUCCAUCCUCAACUCCCUGCCCGCCAUGCGCGUCAUACGCGACGCCGUCGCUCCCUCCUCCAUACUCAGUUCCUACCACCCACAAGCCGAGAAGCUAAUCUCCUGGGCCGUUGUCCACCACCGAGGCUUUUUAGCAACCGCCACGGGCCUCCUCAAGAUUCCAAACCUCCCGCCAGGAACACAUCAAUUCGUGCUCGCCAACGCGAGUCCCAAGCUCGAAAGCACGGUUGUACAGAAAAUUCAGUCAACGAAACGAGAAACCACAGUCCUCUUCCACGGCACAUCCCUCGACCGCCUCCCUGCAAUCCUCGCCCAAGGCCUACGCGUCUGCUCCGGUACUUCACUGCAACGCACCGGCGCCGCACACGGCAAAGGGAUCUAUCUAUCCGACGAACCGGCGACGAGCUUCUACUAUAGUCCCACGAGUCUGAGCUGGAAGAACAGUGGUCUGAGUAACAUGCGGAUGUUGCUGGGGUGUGAGCUUGUGGGGAGUGGGAAUAGGGUUAGUGGGAAAAUUCACGUUGUUACUGAUGUCGGGAGUGUGAUGGUUAGGUAUAUUCUGCUGUUUACGAGGGAGGCGAGGAUGCCGAUCAGAGGGCAUAUUGAGCCGGCUAUGGCGAGUGGGAUGAAGGCGUUAAGGAAUGGUGCGGUGUAGGUUGGAGGUUGUUGUUUUGCUUUUAGAAGUAUCUUUCUACACGUCAGGUCCUAUCUUUGUGCAUACUUUGAUUUUAAAAGAGGUGUCCAUCACUACGGUUCGAAGACACGUUCCGACUUACGAACCAUAGAGACGAUAGGUCUCGCUUAGCUAGGCUGAGUGGGGCAAAGUGAGGGACUUCUGAAAUCGCCAAAAAAGAACCCAUAACGCAUGCAGUGUGU